AUGUCUGCUGUGUCGAAUGCUGAUGCAGCGUCCAAAUCGGCUUCCAAGAAGAAGAGAAAGAACAAGAAGAAGGCCAACGACAAGACAAAAUCUUCCACAGAAACACCAGACGUUAACGGCACGAACGACGACCAAGACGAUGAUGUUGACGACGACGAAGACACAAGCCGGAAACAGUCGGUAGCCGGUCUCGACGAAUCCACCACUCCACAACCUCUGCCACUCAAUGAUUCUCAUCAAACAUCCGAGCCUGCUACCCGACCGGACGAUGACGCUCGCUCAGAAAGUACUGCCCGCAUGGAUGCCAUAGCCAAGGAACGAGAUGACCUGCGUCAAGAAUUGGCCGAGUUGCGCAAGUCCCUCGAAGCCAUCCAAGAGAAGCACCUAAAAGAGACGGAACAACUCAAGUCACAGGCUCAGGAUGACAAGAAUACUCGCGACAAUGCCGAGAUCGAGGACCUGCGCAAGUCGCUACAGUCUGCGCAGGACAAGCACAAGCAGGAACUCGACCAAUUAAAGACGCAAGCUGAGGAAGCCCAGACCACCAAAGAUAAUGCUGAACUUUCUGGGUUGCGCGCCUCAAUCGAGUCCAUGCAGAAGAACCAUCUGCAGGAGAUACAAGAGCUCAAGGAUCAGGCACAAAACACCCAGUCCGCCAAGGACAACGCAGAAGUAGCUGAGCUGCGCCAGUCGCUUGCAUCUCUGCAAGAGAAACACGCAAGCGAGAUCGACCAUCUCAAGAAGCAAGCAGAAGAUGUCCAGACAGACAAGAACAAUUCCGAAAUCGCCAAUCUGCGCCAAUCAUUGGAGUCUGUAAAGGCAGAACACGAAAAGGAAAUUGAACGUCUUAACAAGGAGGCUCAGGAAGCACAAGCGACCAAGGAGAAUACCGAGAUUACAGAGCUACGCAAGUCACUGGAGUCUCUACAAGAGAAGCAUCAGAAAGAAGUUGAAGACUUGAAGAAGCAAGCGCAAGAAGCACAAGCUGGAAAGCAGACUUCGGAUGGUGAAGAGCUGGAUCAAAUAAGGGCACAACUUGAAGAAACCCAGAAGGGUAAGGAAAAUGCCGAGAGCGCCUACCGCACACUUUUGGGCAAGGUCAACACCAUCAAGUCGCAAUUGGGAGAACGUCUGAAAGCAGAUGCUGAAGAACUCUCUAAAGCUCGCGCCGAGAUUGAGGAUCUUCAAGAAGAGAGCAGAUCCGCUCGCGAAAACAAAGAAGAACUUCAAUCCACCAUUCAUCAACUCGAGACCCAACGCAAGGAGCACGAAAGCGAGAUCGAGUCACUUCGAAGUCGUACCAACGUCAGCCAGUCGAACUGGGUCAAGGAACGUGAUGAGUUGGUUAGCAGGGAAGCGUUUGCUCGUGAAGAAUUUGAGAACGCUCGACAAGCUAUGCAAGACUGGGAAGUUCUGGCUAUGGAAGAAAGAUCGUUGCGCGAGUCACUCAGUGAGCGUGUGAUAGAGAUCGAGGAGCAACUCAACGCUCAGAGAGAGGCCUACGAACGGGCCGCGAGCGAAAGAGAUACACAAAAUUCGACCGUCGACUCGCUGCAACGGGCGUUGCAAGAUAUUCAAGAUGCACGCAAGAAAGAGCUGCGCGAGAUGGUCGAAAGUUCACAAUCUCAGCUAGAUGCUCUGCGCGCCCAGACUGAANGAAGCAAAGCCUCGGCUGCGUCGGCAGCAGAAGAGCUCGAGAAAACACGGAAAGAGCUCGAGCGUGCCCUUCCGUUCGAAAAAGAGGUCAAGGAGAAGAACUUGCUAAUCGGAAAACUGCGACACGAAGCCGUCAUUCUCAACGACCACCUCACAAAAGCUCUGCGAUUCUUGAAACGUGGCAAACCGGAGGACAAUGUGGAUCGUCAUAUCGUGACCAACCAUUUCUUGCACUUCCUGAUCCUUGAUCGUAGUGAUCCAAAGAAGUUCCAAGUCCUGCAGCUGAUUGCUGCACUACUUGGUUGGACAGAGGAACAAAGAGAGCAAGCAGGAUUGGCACGACCAGGUGCUUCUAAUUCCCUGCUCAAGAUCCCACUAUCGCCUUUCCGCCGCACUCCAUCAACGCCAUCUCUGUCAGACUCUACCUUCGACAACCAUCAGGGAGGCAGCAAAGAAUCACUUGCCGAACUUUGGUCCGAAUUCUUGGAAAGAGAAGCGCAAGAGGGUGGCGUGCAUAACAGCCGUAGUGGCAGUUUCGCCAUGAUGUCGCCAACACAAGAAAGACCUGCUUCUGCUGGAGGGCUGGGCCUUGGUAGUCCCAGGCCUAAUUAG
This is a messenger RNA of Aureobasidium musti, 2268 nucleotides long. The record is from the annotation of a GenBank genome assembly. NCBI's taxonomy places the organism in Eukaryota, Fungi, Ascomycota, Dothideomycetes, Dothideales, Saccotheciaceae.